Molecule: messenger RNA, 3015 nt
Organism: Cynoglossus semilaevis (tongue sole)
Lineage: Eukaryota; Metazoa; Chordata; Actinopteri; Pleuronectiformes; Cynoglossidae
Product: MYCBP-associated protein-like
Exons: 11
Coding region: 107-1561 (484 amino acids)
Source: RefSeq, a predicted model, not a curated record
CGUCGUUUACUGGUGCGUUGCCAUGGUUACGCGUUGAGAAACAUCAUUCUGAAGCCCGAAAGACAGACAGUUGUUCUCCGUCAUCGACCAAAAAUUGGAGAAAGAGAUGGAGCAUAAUAAGGACACCAAGAACCUAAAGCCUCGAAACACACACUCAUUUCUGUCGUUUCCUACAUUAAGAAUCUGUGGUCAACUUGCUUCCUGGACUGGAAAUCCUGUACCUGAGCAGGGAGAAGUGGGAGUCCGAGCCAUUCUAGUCUUUGACACGUUGACUGGAGAAAUAGCCACAUCCCAAAUAGAAAUGCAAAAUGAAGGCAAUACAUCCAUCUUCUACAGCUGGCAGCAGUGCACUGUGCACCAGAGCUUUAGUACUCUUAAAAAACCACAAUCAAACAAGCCACUCUUCUACUUCAACUCCUCCUCUGGUGUAAUUCUUCCUGGAGAAAAGAAACUUGUGGAAUUUUCAUUCAAAUCAGAGAAGCCAGGGAUCCAAUCUGAAGUGUGGCAGCUAAAGACUCAGCCUGUGCUGCUUCAGGGAGCCUCCAUCCAGGUUAUGCUUAAAGGCAUAGCUCUGUCCCCUGAUACAAAUGCAGAUCGAAGGCAUUUAUUACAGACCAAACUAGAAAAGAGGGUUUAUAUGAAAAUGUGUGAGUCAAUUGUGUGCGAGAUGGUGCGUAACGUCCACACUCCUGAAAGACCUGGGUCUCCUGCAGAGUUUUUCAUCACUGAAGAGCAAAGAUUUACCAACAGAAACAGCAAGCUUAAUUACCUUCUCCAGCCAGUGGAGGAACUGAAAGCACUGUGGCAAAAAGUGAACCCAGAGCAAAUGUGGGAUUUUUCUGUGGACACGCUUCACCAGGUUUUACUUUCCCUAUCUGAAGAGUCUUCACAAGAGACCAGAGGUCUGGUGCUGGAGGAGAGCUUGGCCCGUUUUAACUUUCUUCUUUUGAAGCUUUCUGAACCCAACUCACUGAAACACCAGUAUACUACAGCAGCAGAUUUAGGGCGGCAACUCUGGAUUGGUCUGCUGGACAGGAUGACAGAUGAGGCUAUUCGGCUCAAACACCUUCUGAACGUAACAGAAAGAGAAACAUGGAUCGAUUCUUUACACACUUGUGAAACCGAUUUGCCUGAAGAAAUGAACAGAGGUGAAAAAGUGAGUUACAAUCGUGAAGGAGUAGAUGAGAAAAUAUCAAGGAGUGAGUCAAAAUCCAGUGAUAAGGAUGAAAACAAAGGAGACUCCAAAUCAUCAACAAGUGAAAGAUUGAUACAGAUAUCCACCAAGAAAGGCAAAAGAAGAAGUGAAGCUGUAAAGCACACCAAGGAAAAGCAGACAACAAUGACUGAUGAUUCAAAAGUAAUAAAUCAGCAAAUUCAUGAUGACAAAAUUUUGGAAAUUAGGAUUUACAGGAAACUCCUGUAUCAAAGGGUGUAUGCUUUAAUGGAGGACCUUGUGGACACCAUGUGUGAUCUGUUGACUGACCAAGAUAAGGACAUCGUCGGAGAACCCAAUAGGAACUGGAGCCUUACAGCAUGUAAUCAGCCAAGUGUAAUGUUUUGAAAUAUUGGUGGUGAAACUUUUUUCAGGAAAUUAUUAUAUUUUAUUUUUAUGUUCAAAUUGUAAAGUCCUUUGAAGUGUUUUGUAAAUGAAAGUGACACAGAUAAAAUGGACAUGACUUGACCAAAACAAACGAACAUACAAAAAAACAAACAAACAAACAAAAAAAAAAACCCAGAGGAGAUUCUCAACACACCAUCUAUAAUACUGUGUGCAAACUACUUCUUUAGCAGUAAUCAGGAAGCCGUGUACUAUCUGCAGUCAUGUUUCUUUUACGGUAUUAAUUUGUUUACGUUGCGUGUGAUGAUUACAUACCGAUCUGUGGAUCCCUCAGGUCGAACAACUUCAUGAACCACUGACAGCCCCUCUGGUUGUCUGUGGAAAACAUGAUGAUGUUGCUGCUGAAAUCCAAGCUGUGUGUUCUGACGGCAGAAGGAACACGGAGCAAAAAUUAAACUCCAACAUAUAAAACACUUUACAGGAAAUUAUAAAAAAUAAAUUUAUGUACAUAUAUUGUAUAUUUAUUUUAUAUACUUGUUCACACGAGACACAUAUGCUAGCGUAAAUUGCACUAACGGUCUCGACCGAACGAUUACAAUUUCAAACAAAAUACAACCGACAAUUGUUUUCGAAAACCCGCCAUUUUAAUCAAUCAGACGUAGCCACAGUGCCCAGGUUUUUGACUAGAACGCCCACUGGAAGCCCAAAUCUCUAACACACUCUCAUGCGCCGGACCGGCAACCGGAAAUAAGGACCGUACAACGUUUUCCUAUUUCCGUUAUACAAACGUUCUAAUGUCAGCGCGCCCCCUACAGUUGACUGCCGACAUUCACUUUUUUGAGUUGGUUUAGUCUCUUAAAACUUUUUAUUUGACAGAAAGAGCGAAAGUGAAUAAUUUACGCUAAAAACUCCAAAAAACAACAUAUUUGAUAAUGUCAAAAUAUCACCUAAAACAAGCAAGACUACAUUCUUACUAUCGUGAAAAAAAUCCAAAAACUAAAAACUACCAGAAUUGCCUUUAAAUUCAAAAAAACGUUUUCCUAAAAAUAGUUAUAUAAUGCUCUAAUUUGAUUAAAUUCAUGCAGAAAAAAUAUAAAAUUUUGAUUAUAUACUGUAUAUAUUUAUAUAUAUAAAUAAAUGCUUUACAAGUUAGAUGUACUGGUAGCAUUUUAUUGUAGGACACAACUGCAAGCUGAAAUGUAUUCAAAUUCCAUUUCCACCUACUGUGUUAUUGGGUGGAUGUACCUCAUAAUACAUUUAGGGUAAAAUAGUGGAUGUAAAUAUAAAUGCCAGUUGCUGAAAAAACCUUUGGGAAACAAAAGAACAUUCAUUGAUCUCAAGCACAGAGCAGUGAUUGUAAUGGUUGUAAUUUGGCACAACUGAGCAGUCAAACACUUCAUUUGACUUUGUCAAGCAGGGAAACAGAAACUGCAAUGGGAGAAAAAUAAAACAGACAA